Plenodomus lingam JN3 is the source of this 1050-nucleotide messenger RNA. NCBI's taxonomy places the organism in Eukaryota, Fungi, Ascomycota, Dothideomycetes, Pleosporales, Leptosphaeriaceae. The record is from RefSeq and is a predicted model, not a curated record.
AUGUCUUACUGUCAUUUACAGAUGGAACCGGGCGGACCCCGUCAACCCCCAGCACACGUGACUGCAACCAGUCCACCUCCAACCUCCGACCACACUCUCCCAGCCCGUCCCAGACAAGUCAAGUCCAGGCCCAGUGCUUUGUCCUCCGUUUGCUUGCCGUGGCCGCCCCUAAAGAAAGUUUCGGUUCUGCGCCACACACAUACCGUCCAAGGUUUGUUGAGCGUUCCAGCGGGGGGUCACCAGUCGGACGGCACCACUUCUUCUGCCGGUCCCCUGGAACGCUUUUCUCCCAGCUGCCUCCGUCAGAGUUGGCACCACGCAGGCCCUGUUGGAAGUUCGGCUAGAGUACGAUACUCUACAAAAGGCCUGCGCUGGGCAGUGUGCACGCCCACGGCUGGCAGCCUACAAGUGGUCAAGGUGGGCUGGCAGCCCUUGGCCGCUCUGGGAAGACUUGGACCCGUCCAUGCUUGGCUUCCCCGCAUCAACGAACGGCCCGCGAAUUGUCAUGGGUCGGCUGUGCAGGGACCAUCCUUUCCUGCACCCGCCCAUGCCAUGGCCCCGAUAUGCACGCAACAGAAAAACCAACCCCACGUUCGUUCGUCAUGCGCCAUUUCGGUCAGAGGAGGCCUUGAUGGCGCAACCACCAGCGACAUCAUCAUCUCCCAACUGCUCUCACUUUACACUCUCAACCGCCACACCCAAUCGCACUGCACCACACAGCCUCGCGCUCUCGCCUCUUUUUCUUCCAUCAAGCCCAACUCCCACGCCUCUCUCGGUCCAUGCCGCGAGCUUGCCAGCGCAGCAAAGGCUCCACUUGGGAGAGCCGACAGUACACAGUCGGACAAUGGGCCAUGGGGACACCAACGUCUACUGUGCAUCCCAGCAGUCACGCCAGCGUGGGCAGAGCAAAGCCCGUCUCGCUUGGAGUAUGCGCUCGGUCGACUGAUCCGAGAAUCCGACCAUGUCCAAUUCUGUAGUAGCCGCCAAUUUUUCACUUUCACCAUGUGGUCCCAUCGCCUGGCUAACACUGACCACCGCGGCCCGGAGUAG